Molecule: messenger RNA, 892 nt
Organism: Rosa chinensis
Lineage: Eukaryota; Viridiplantae; Streptophyta; Magnoliopsida; Rosales; Rosaceae
Product: putative germin-like protein 2-2
Exons: 2
Coding region: 135-782 (215 amino acids)
Cellular component (GO): cell wall
Molecular function (GO): manganese ion binding
Source: RefSeq, a predicted model, not a curated record
AGCUCCAAAGCUCUCUCUAUAAAAGCAGCCUCAUACAAUGGUCUUUAUCCACAAUUCAAGUUCCACCUAUCCUUCUUUACAAAGUUAAGCAAAGUAACUAGGGUCGAUCUUGCUCUGUCUCAGACAAUUUGUCAAUGGCCUCUCAGCUUCUAUUGUUGGCAUUCCUUGCCAUAACUUGUUCCGUUGCUUUUGCUUCUGACCCAAGCUCUCUUCAGGACUUUUGUGUGGCUGAGUCUACAAGCUCAGUACCAGUGAAUGGACAUGUGUGCAAGGACCCCAAGCUUGUCGAAGCCAAUGACUUCUUCCUCAGUGGACUGCACCUAGCAGGCAACACAUCAAACCCUGCUGGUUCGAAGGUGACCCCUGCUAAUGUAGCCCAGAUUCCAGGACUCAACACUUUUGGUAUCUCCCUAGUUCGUAUCGACUAUGCACCAGGGGGUAUAAAUGCUCCACACACUCAUCCUAGAGCUACUGAAAUCUUGACAGUGGUUGAAGGUAGCCUAGAAGUGGGUUUUGUCACCUCCAACCCUGAAAACCGUCUCAUCUCCAAGGUGCUUCAGAAGGGUGAUGUGUUUGUGUUCCCAGUAGGACUAGCGCAUUUCCAGCACAAUGUUGGAAAAGGUAAUGCAGUCGCCAUUGCAGCUCUCAGCAGCCAAAAUCCAGGUGCUAUUACCCUUGCCAACGCAGUGUUCGGGUCAAAGCCAGACAUCUCUGCCGAUGUUCUUGCAAAGGCUUUCCAAGUGGAUAAGAACAUAGUCUUCGAUUUUCAAGCCAAGUUUUAGACUUCAAUAUGGAUCGCCAGCUAUAAUUAAGUUGAAGGGCAUUGCAAUUUUAUUCGAGUUUGUGUGAUUUGUUUAGCAAAUUGUAUAUUGUUCAUUUGUCGGUGCAACCA